GUUAACUGUGUGCCUAACAAUGUGUAACACGCAGGGGCGGACUGACCAUUUGGAAACUUGGGCACUGCCCGAGGGCCCGGGGUCAGUAGGGGGCCCCAUGAGAUGCCCCUGGUACCUUUUUCAUGGGCUUUUUUGAGUUUGGGCAAGGACACAGGGGCCCCAUGAUGCCCUAUUGCCCGGGGGCCCAUGAGUUGUCAGUCCGCCCCUGUCACAGGUCUGGCUGCUUUUUCUCCCUGCUUUUCAGGGAGAAGAAACAG
Messenger RNA from Staurois parvus, 257 nucleotides. The record is from the annotation of a GenBank genome assembly. NCBI's taxonomy places the organism in Eukaryota, Metazoa, Chordata, Amphibia, Anura, Ranidae.